AUGGCGGACAUUGGUCCUAUCUGGGAACAGACAUCCUUCGAUCCCACGGGCCAUUCAUUGGCAUUCCCGUACGUACACAUGCUCCCCAACAUCGUCAGUCUCAUCGACCGCCGGAAGGCCAUUGACUACUUGAAGGAAAGAUAUGGCUGGCCAGAGCGAGACACCAUCGCCCAAGUUCUCACGCCGCUGUCUGGUUCAGCCUUGAUCGCAACAGCUGCUCCAGAUAGACAAUCCAUUGUGUGCUAUCCGCUUCGAGCUGAGAUCAUGAAGGAUGGCGCCGCCGUUCCAGGUGGUGGAGAUAUCAAUGCGUCGGAUGGUCAAUUCGCAGCUCGUGCAUAUCCGAAAUCCUCAGAUGUUGUAUAG
Messenger RNA from Cladophialophora psammophila CBS 110553, 363 nucleotides. RefSeq lists its product as uncharacterized. Bases 1 to 363 code for a protein of 120 amino acids. The record is from RefSeq and is a predicted model, not a curated record. The transcript has a single exon. NCBI's taxonomy places the organism in Eukaryota, Fungi, Ascomycota, Eurotiomycetes, Chaetothyriales, Herpotrichiellaceae.